Molecule: messenger RNA, 402 nt
Organism: Cladophialophora psammophila CBS 110553
Lineage: Eukaryota; Fungi; Ascomycota; Eurotiomycetes; Chaetothyriales; Herpotrichiellaceae
Exons: 3
Coding region: 1-402 (133 amino acids)
Source: RefSeq, a predicted model, not a curated record
AUGCCGACAGGAAGCUGCUUCUGGGAAACAUUAAGAUCGAGUACUCCGGGGAGCCUGCUAUGGCAGCGCUCUGCCACUGUACCGACUGUCGAAAGAUUUCAGGCGGAAACUGAGCAAACCACUUUGUCGUGCCGAGCUCCGAUUUCAAAGUCGCCCAAGGGACACUCAAGGAAAUCACCAAAACGACUGACAGUGGAAAGCCGAUCACUAAUUGCUUUCGCCCUGGACUGUGGCACCAGACUGUUCCGAUAUGGCGACACCUUCGGCAUUAUCGAUGGCGUGAGGAUCAUCAAAGCAGGUGUCUUGAACGACGUCAACAUCCUCAACAACGUCAAACCCGGCGCCGAAUUGUUUGCGCACGAGCGUACCAAUUGGGUUCCGGCCUUGCAAGGUGCCAUUUAG